GCUGGCAGCCGUGAAGAUGGCGGCGGGUUUGUGGCGCGGAUCAGGAGCUGGCAGCGGGCUGGCGAACUGCGACGUUCCUCCUCACUUUCAGCGCUAUGCUGGGCUGGUGGAUGAGUCGGAGGGGUUUCAGCUGUUGCUUAGGACGUUGGAGGGUCUACCGUUUAAAGCGAGUUUGUUGGAGGGAGUGGCGAAUGUCCAGUGCCAGCUGCGACUUACCCUCUUUGAUACCACAUAUUCCCAUUUUUUUGGCAGAACCUGGAAGAGUUCGCCACAGCCCAUAAUGCACACCCGUGGCCAGCCAACCAAAGUCUUCUUCAAUCAGGCUGUUUACUUUCACACCUCCCUAAACUGUAACCACAUUGCAAUCGUUGUGGAAAUAGUUGCAAUUGCGAAGAAGCGUGAAGAUAAUGAACAAGUCCUGUCGUGUGGGUUUGGAAUUCUGCACUUGUGCAGCACACAGAAAUUUACACCAGAUACUGCUAAAGGUCAAAAUAUUAAAAGAUUGAGUCUCUAUCAUGGUACUCCAAGAGCUUUGCUGCAUCCAAAGUUACAGGAUCCCAUUGAGAAAAAUAAGUUUAUGACAUUGAUUGAAGGAAGCACUCUUUUUUACUCAUUUUCAUCUCAUCCUCCGCUCAUGGAAGCUAGCCACCUCAUCCCAGAAAACAUGUUGGUCGCUGGGUCAGAAGUAGUUCCUGGGCUUGUUGCGCCUUCUAAACAGACAAGCAAUGUUUUGAAGAAACCCAGUUUAAUGAAGACUGUAACUUGCAACUUGGACAAGCUGUCCCUUCAACUUUACCCAACACUGGAGAAAUUUGAAGAGGAGCUGGUGGAAUUGCUUAAUGCAGACCGACUGCUCAAGAAUAAUCAGGUUUCUGACGGAAGCAUGGUUGUCAUUCAAGAGCGAAGGCUGCAUGUUUGUGUUCACAAUGGCUGGUGCUACGUUCACAAGCCGCAGGUAGUAGUUUUAAUACCUGGAACGGUGCAAGGAAAAUCCAGGACCCUCUCCAAAAGUUCCCAAAAAACGUCCCUGGUCCUCAGGAGCCGUAUCCAGCUGACAGAAAUGGUAAAACUGCCAACGUUUGCUAUAGUUUUCCACCUGGAAUAUGUGUUUUCCAACUCCACAGGAGCAGAUAGGAAGUUAUCCUCUUCUACCUCUUCAUUGGACAAUGCGGCAUACAUGCAAACAUUGCGUUGGGCUGCUUGGAAUCCAUUCUUGGGAUCUAAUGCUUCUGAUGUAACGAUAUCACUUCAUGGUGGACCUUCACCCAACCCAAGUAAUUUGCUGGUUUAUAAAACACCUUCCACUGACAUGAGCUCGGAAGAGGUAAAGCAGGUAGAAUCAGGCACCAUCAGCUUCCAUUUCUCAUGCCGUUUGGAUAAGCAUGCAGAUAGCAGUGCCGAGCUGAGUGUUCCUACAAAAUCAAGCCAAGCGCUUGGAUUGCAAACUUCUUCAUUCCGUAAAGUCAGUAUGGAUAGAGCUGAGAAAUUUUAAGGGUAGAAAGACCCUAAUGGGAGCAGCAUCGAUUAUACGCCGUUUGAUGCGCCAGAGUCCCAUGCUGCUGAACAGCUGCAUGAAUUGCCUGUCACCCCAAUGCAGGCACCAAUCCUAACCUUGAUAACUGACACAGGAGGCACUACCACUGUGAGUUCAAGAGCAGCUUUAGCGCAAUUGCAUGCUGUUGGCUUUCCCGAAAUCCUAGAUGAUAACAAUGAACUGGCAACUGUGAUUGACCCUGAUGAACUUUCAAACUUUAAUCUGCAGAAGGAAAAAGCAGACCAUCUUCAGAGCAAUGAGAUAAUUCUGCAAUUUCUGGCUUUCAGCAGAGAUCCUGAGGGCAGUAGUCAGCCUGGAUCAAUCUACUUCACCUUCCAGUUUUAUCGCUUUCCACCGGUAACGACACAGCAGCUGCAUCUUGUGAAGCCGCACAACUCACAAAAGAGAACCUUGAAGUCUACACCUUUCAUUCUUGUACCACUAAAGACAAAUGGUACUGGUAAUUUAGAUUCUCCAGGGCUGGAACUGAAAUUCUUGGUGGAGCCGGGUUGUAUGAAAGCAGGAGAACAGCGCUGGUUUAUGCAAUACCUGACCAUGCAGACGUUGCAGAUUGAUGUCUGGGAUGCAGAAUCAUUACUUCUGAUUGGCACAGCAGCUGUGGAACUGAAGUAUUUGUUACGUCAAGGUCGUACUGCAGUCCAAGUUUCUCAUGAGCUGCCAGUCAUAACGACGGAAUACACCCCAGAUGUACCAAUGACUUUAGCUGAUAUCACCAAGCAUGGCACCGUUAAGCCAUAUGGAAUGACAACUGUAACAAAAGGAAGACUACAUAUGCGCCUGGGAAAUGUUGGUCACCACCCUAAGCGGACAGCAAAGAUUCCGACGCUCGUUCCUGAGUCAAGAAUCAUCUCCUCACAGGACAGAUCCAGUGCGUUUUCUGGAGGGAGCCUGUCUUCAAUAAGUUCAAAGAAACUCAGUGCUCUUAACACAUAUAGAGCACAGCGAAUGGUAGACUUGGAUAGCGAGCUGGCUUCUGUCCUUUUCUCCAGAGCACGAAUUGACAGUUUUGGACAUCAAGAUCUGGAUAGUGAUGCGGAUAUUGUUCGGAAAAGGAAGCUGCAGAGGAUGAUGUCUGUUCGACAGCUGGAAUCCGGUGUCGAUCUUAAAUCAAAGACCCACAUUUUGACAAAACGCGAGGAACAAAUCCACCAUGAGAGAGACUUGCAGAUCAUCGAGGCCUACCGGGAGCGGAUUAAAUCAGAAAGUAUCAGCAGGAUGUUAUCCCAGGCCAUCACCACACAGUACACCUUGUAUGCUACACUUGGACAUGCUGAAUUUUUUGAGUUUUCUCUGAAAAAUCCCUACAGUGUUCAACACACAAUAACCAUUGAAUGUGAACAUCCAGAACUCAGUGUCAUUGUGAACAGCAGGGAAUGGAAGCACUUCAAGAACCUCACUAAAACGCUGACACCACUGGAAGAGGACAUGUUCCAUGUUGAAGGAGGAGUGCAGUUUCCUCAGAUCUACCUACGGCCAAAGGAGACUGUCUACAUCCCAUUUAAAUUCCAGACCUUCAGUGCUGAUCACUCCAUUGCUCCACAGGGGCCAGCAAAGGGGAAACUUGCAAAAAAGAACAUCAUUAAUCAACAGGAUCCUGACUCCUCAACCAAGAAAAUUGAAGUGAUUUUUAAAAUUGAAAAUCAGAAGCCGAUUGCCAUCCUUCAGGUGAAUGUUGAAGCUCAGCCCUAUGUUAUUGAUCAGACAUUUCGCUUUUAUCACUCUGAAAUGACAUUCCUGAAGAAAUCAAUCCGCCUACCUCCAUUGCAUGCUCUGUCAGGUCUGACAGUACAGUCACUGAAUGCCGAGCUUCAGAUCAACGUUCGCUGCAGUGAUUUCAACAUCAUUUGUGAGACAAGAAAAACGGCCCUCAAUGAGCCUCAGGAUGUCUUCCUGAAAGUGGCAUGUGGCCCCAGCCCAGAGGUUAAGAAGUUCUUUGUCAUUAUUUACAUGGACCCCUGGCUGGCAGUGCCCAUCCAGAUCUGGCAAUUCUACAUACACUCCCUGCAAAAGAUUGAUGUGAGCUGUGUGGUCGGGGAACUUACUCAACUCUCACUGGUUCUGCGUGGGACACAAACUGUCAGGAAAGUGGCUGCUUAUAGCUCAAGCCCUGAAGAGUUACAGCCUACACCAUCCGAUGUCUUCCUACUUCGACCACAUGAAGUCAAGGACCUGCACAUUAGUGUGCGUCCUCAGAAAGAAGGAGAUCGCUGUCUCUACCUGAAUGUAGUGGAUGUAGAUUUUCGCCAGUUGGUGGCAACAUGGUUGAUCUGCUUAAGUUGUAAGCAGCCCACCAUCUCGAAGGCUUUCGAGAUCUCUAUUCCUGUUGGGGAAAGGAGAGGUAGCACCAAACGCAUCAGCUACUCCAAUCCGUACCCAAACAAACGGAGGUUUUUCCUGCGGACCAACCGGCCGGAUUUACUCCAAUACAAAGAAGACUCUUUCGAGCUUGAAGGUGGUGAGACUUAUCAUAUCGGCCUGCGGUUUGCACCAGGCCAGAAUCCUGGCGUGGAAGAAAUCCUGAUUUUCAUUAACGACCAGGCUGAGAAGAAUGAAGCAACUUAUUGCGUGAAAAUCACUUACCAGUAAAAUGUAUACUGAGUGCAUGAUACACCAGCACCUUUGAAGUGAGUGCAUUUUGAAAGAGAUGUGGAUCCCAUACCGAGCCACUACAGGCUUGCUGGAAGAGAAGAAAGUGUUGAAACCUGGUGAAUGUAUGCCAGAGUGUUAAUAAAACAGCUCUUGGAUAAGACAUGACUGCUACUCAGGAAAAGAUGGAAGUUUCACUUUCAUCCCCUAUAUUUGUAAGUACUACCUCCCCAACUUGUGCUUUGGUUUAGAUAGGCUGAUUCGUAUUAUGUCAUGCACUGCGUUCUCAAUUAUUUUUCAAAAUAUUUCACUCCCAAGACCUUAAAAUAUUGCCAUCCCUUUGGCAAUGUUAGUGGUUGACAGUUUAGCAGUUCCAAAUGUUAUAGUUUUCUAAUUCUAUUCCUUUCGUCUCAUUGGCAAUCUACCACCCACAUCUUUCCACCAGCAUUAAAUGCAUUAUCAAUGUUUGUAUUACCUCAAGAUUCUCCUCCUGGCCCCAAGCUCCAUAUUAAACUAACCCCAAUUCAACACAAAUACAUUCAGAAUCUCUUGUCUUGCUGUCAGUCCUGUGACUCAUUAGCAGUCCUCAUCAACGUACAACGUACUCUUGGAUUCCAGCACAUAAUCCUUGAAAUCUUCGGCCUCAUUUACAAUCUCUCCCUGGCCUCACUUCACCUGAUCGGUACAGCUUGGUGUCUUCGCUUGGCAUCCAGUGCUUUUCAGCUGUGGACCCUUCUGUAACAUCUGUUGUGACAUUUGACAGUGGAGCCAGCUCCUGUAUCAGUGCAGUUCUGAGGUUCCAUCCCAAAAUCCCUUGCUUCACACCUUCCCUUGUUUUAAAACUUCCCUUCAGAAACAUGGUAUUGCUUAACUUUUCAGAUUAUUGUUUGUUCUUCACUCUGCAACAUGAAUCAUCUCAUCCCGUUUUAUCAUGUUAGAGCCAUAAAAGCAAGCUAUCAUCACCUGUCAAUGAUUUAGUUGUACAAAGAGCUGAAAAUUCUUGGCCGGAAAGACCCUAAUAACAACACUUCACUAUAGAGUCCUAGAGCUCUACUGCACAGAAAAAUGCCCUUCAGCAUUUCAAAUAUGUACUGGUCAAAAACAGGCACUUAACUAUUCUAAUCCCAUUUCCCAGCACCUGGCCCACAGUCUUGUGAACGUUGACAUUGCAAGUGCCUUUCUAAAUAGUUCUUAUGAGGGUUUCUGCCUCUACCACCCUUACAGGCAGUGAGUUCCAGAUUUCCACCACCCUCUGUGUGGGCGGUAAAAAUCCUUACAUCCGCUCUAAAUCUCCUGCCCUUUGUCUUAAAUCUAUGCUCCCAGUCAUUGAUCCCUGUACCAGGAGGGUAAUUUCAUUCCUGUAUCCUGCUCGAUGCCCCCUCUGUAAUGUUAUACUCCUCAAUUAUGUUCCUCUUCAGCCUUCUCUGCACCAAGAUAAACGACCUCACUCUGCAGCGUCUCUUCAUAACUAAAAACUCUUCAGCCCAGGCAACAUUCUGGUAAAUCUGCCCUUUGCUUUCCCAAAACACAAACGUACAAUUUUCCUGCUGGUGCUCUCAUCGCUCUGGCGGACAUUUUUCAUUUAAUUGGGAGCUGACCUUAUUCCCUCGUGUCAAAAUAAGGCACAUGUUCGUAGUAUAUUUUGAUAGUUUGUCUGGAUUCUAACGUCACAUAAAUCAGCAAUCAGUGUGUUAAUCUUCGUUUGUCUCAUUUGACUUCUUGAGAGUAACAACACAGGAAAGAAGUGUUAAGUGCAGCCGUUGAUGGGUGCAGCUUUAGCCAGUGUUGAUAGAGAAAAAGGGAAGCUUAUUUCAGACUGUAGAAAGCAGACCUCGGCCAGUCAAGGUUGCUGCUGAUAAAACAAGUCACUGAGAAGUCUGGAAUCCCCUAAUGGAGCAUUAUGUGUGGCCAUUGACCUGAUGUAUGAGGGCUACUGAUAGCUUCACUCUGCUCGGCUGGGGAGGUCUGUAGCCUUACACAAGCAUCCAGACUAACAGGCAAUGACUGCACUAACAGUUGACAUCCAGACCGACAGGUAUUAUCCAAACCUGCAGUCAGUUGAUCAGAUAUCUGUUUGGAAGCAUAUAAAGGCACAAUGUUAAUGACAUUUUAUUUCGUACUGAGCAAAGCAAUCAUGACCCCGAGCAUUUAUUUUUAACUUUUUGCCAGUCUGAGUUUUCUAGAAUGAAGAGUCAUCGCGUAGUAACACACUGCUACUAGAAGUACAGCAAAGGAAGCCCAGUGCAUUUACUGUUUGGAUAAGUUAAUCCUCUUGUAAUGAAUAAAUAGUACAAAAUAUAUUUUUAAAUAGAGAAUAUGCUGAUUCACCACAAACUGGGUGUGCACAGUUUUUUUCAGUAUUAUUUGUAUGCAGUAUUUAUUUUAUA
Molecule: messenger RNA, 6528 nt
Organism: Stegostoma tigrinum
Lineage: Eukaryota; Metazoa; Chordata; Chondrichthyes; Orectolobiformes; Stegostomatidae
Gene: nphp4
Product: nephronophthisis 4
Exons: 29
Biological process (GO): negative regulation of canonical Wnt signaling pathway; protein localization to ciliary transition zone
Cellular component (GO): cytoskeleton; ciliary base; ciliary transition zone
Source: RefSeq, a predicted model, not a curated record